AUGACCGACGCGAAAGCUGAAUACAAGGUCGCCAUUGAUGACGGCAAACCAACAUCCCCACCACCACCACCACCAUCAACAGCACAAGGUCCAUCCAUUGUAGCUCCCUCCAUUUUCACACUCUCUCCUGGCAUGCGUGCUGCAUUACCCAUUGCCAGCUAUUGUUUCGCUAGCAUCUUGAUGACAGUGACCAACAAAUAUGUGGUUAGCGGCUAUGGCUUCAACAUGAACUUUUUAUUGCUCACAGUCCAGAAUGUGGUGACCGUAGCACUAUUGCAGACCUUCAAGUUCCUAAAUCUGAUCAAGUUUCGAGAUUUCGACAAGGAUGAGGCACGCAAGUGGUUCCCUAUUGCUGGUGCUUUGGUCACUAUGAUUUACACUGGUUCCAAGUCGCUCCAAUAUCUGAGGAUCCCCAUCUAUACUAUCUUCAAGAAUUUGACUAUUAUCUUGAUUGCCUAUGGUGAAGUCCUUUGGUUUGGCGGCAACGUUACGCAGAUGAUGCUUAUUUCAUUUGGAUUGAUGGUUCUAUCAUCAUUGAUUGCAGGCUGGGCUGAUGUAUCAGAAACGCUUUCCGAGAUUGCACGCAUGGAUACGACUUUGAUCGGUUACUUUUGGAUGGCUACCAACUGCUUUUCAUCUGCCGCCUUUGUCCUUUACAUGAGAAAACGCAUCAAGCUUACCAACUUUAAGGACUUUGAUACCGUGUACUACAACAAUCUUUUGUCGAUCCCCCUCCUUAUCAUUCCAUCAUUGAUCUUUGAGGAUUGGAGUGCAGAGAACUUUGAACGCACCUUCCCUGAGGAAAUUCGUUCCCAAAUGAUUUAUGCCAUGAUCUUUUCGGGUGCUUCUGCCUUUGCCAUGUCGUAUGCAUCAGCCUGGUGCGUUCGUUCCACUUCUUCCACCACCUAUUCCAUGGUUGGUGCUCUCAACAAGUUGCCCAUUGCCGCUUCUGGUAUCCUCUUUUUCGGUGAUCCUGCUACGUUUGCCAAUGUGACAGCUAUCAUUAUCGGUUUCAUUGCAGGUCUCGUUUACUCAUAUGCCAAGACUACUGGUAGCAAGCCCAAUCAAAAUCAGCCUCAAAGCAUUCCUAUGUCUUCCUCAAGCCAAAGUGCAGCGGAUGCAGCCAAGGCUAAUGGUUAA
This is a messenger RNA of Lichtheimia ornata, 1140 nucleotides long. RefSeq lists its product as uncharacterized. Gene Ontology annotation, cellular component: Golgi apparatus. Gene Ontology annotation, molecular function: GDP-mannose transmembrane transporter activity; antiporter activity. The coding region runs from base 1 to 1140 and encodes 379 amino acids. The transcript has 5 exons. Lineage: Eukaryota; Fungi; Mucoromycota; Mucoromycetes; Mucorales; Lichtheimiaceae. The record is from RefSeq and is a predicted model, not a curated record. Gene Ontology annotation, biological process: transmembrane transport.